AUGCCCAGCAAACCUGUGCCCAAUGGAGGAGCUAAAGCGCCACCACCAAGAUCUCCUUCGAAGUCUACUACACGGGUUCCUCCUACGAAACUAUCGACACCUGUGAAAGCCCCUUCAGCGUCUCAACCCACCCCACUGCCAGUUGGAGACGAGAAUGCCACUGAAAGCCUUGGCCCGGAUGCUAAUGCUGUCCCAACCCCAGGAGUCAAAUCAAUACCAGAAAAUUUGGAAACGGAUAGCGCGGGUCCGUCGACCACAGUGGAAGAUCUACCAGCUUCAGUUGUUGAGCAAGCUCCAAAUGAUGUUGCUGCUGUAGAAGAUGCUGCUGCUGCUGAGGAGGCCGAGCGUAUACGAAAGUUAAACGGCAAUGGAAUGGUGAAGCUGAUCUACGAAAGCUACGAUGAACUAUUCCCGAUCGAAGAUGGAUCAACCACUCAAGCUAACAUCGACGAAAUCUACUGUCUAUCGUUUGUGAUGCCCAAUUGCCUUGUGCGCCUUUCACGACAUCCAAAUCCUGAGCGAUUCCAGCGAGAGGAGAGCGGAAUCUUCGACAGUCUCGUCCGUGAAGAUCCGCGAGGAACCUACCACGAUUUGGAGAAAGAUCAGACAUAUUAUGUCAUCAUAGAGCAGGAAGCAGAUCAAUUGCGUCGCGACCAGGAGGCCACGAAGGCGCUUUGGGACGGAGAGCUCCAGAAGCAGAAGAAGGCAGAUAAAGACGAUGGACGCGGUUUCGAGUCCUGUUCGUGCAUUUACGGCAAUCCAUGUGUAGACGAAUAUGGAUGUCGUGAUUGGCAUUCUCGGUUUGCGAUAGCUACGAAAAAUGGAUGGAAGGGAUUCUAG
This is a messenger RNA of Phytophthora nicotianae INRA-310, 840 nucleotides long. RefSeq lists its product as hypothetical. The transcript has a single exon. Lineage: Eukaryota; Oomycota; Peronosporomycetes; Peronosporales; Peronosporaceae. The record is from RefSeq and is a predicted model, not a curated record. The coding region runs from base 1 to 840 and encodes 279 amino acids.